AUGGUAGUAACUACGCAUGCAAAAGCGACUCUGGGCGAAAAACGACGAAUCAUCCUGGCUAUUACUACUAUCUUGGCAACGCGUAUUGUGUUGCAUUAUUUAUCCCCAAAAAAAGAGAUGAUUUGCAAGCAACGUUUCAAAGAGAUCCCUAGUCCAAGACCACAAUGGCCCAUCGUAGGGCCUAUCGUACAAUUGAAAAUGGGUGUACAAACUUGGUUCGUGAUAUCUGAUCCAAUUCUUGCUCAAGAAAUUUUCAUGACUCAUGGUACUGCAACAUCUGACCGACCUACUUACACGUAUUUUACCUACUACAGUCAUGAUGGAAGGGGCGUUAUUUGCUCAAAUGCUGACAAACGGUGGAAACGAACAAGAGCUGCUUUAUUAUCUAUUUUGGCACCACAACGCGUCAAUCAAUUUACUGAUGUUCUUUUGUAUGAAGCCGAUGCUCUAGUGGAACAACUGAUAUCUCGUACGGAACUAUUUGGUCAAAUGGAUCCUAGUCCUUGUUUACAAAAUGCUGGUAUGAAUGUGAUCUUGACAACCUGCUUCGCCACUCGUAUCAACUCUGCAGAUGAUCAGCUAUUCAAGGAUAUUAUGGCAUAUGUGCAUGCAAGCAUGAAAAUGGCUGGACCUGAAGGUGAUCUCUGUCAAUUUUUCCCUAUUAUGUCAGUAUUGGAUAUACUUGUGGGGAAGAAACGGAAGUACAGUAAUUUUAUUGCUAAGGUCCGUGAUCCUCUUUUCACCCGAUUGAUUGAUGAAGCUGCUUCAAGUGACAAGGACUCGAUGAUCAAAUCUUUUCUGGCUCUCAAGGAAGAAUAUGGUUUGGAUGACAAGGAUAUCAUUGUAACUAUGUCUGACCUUCUUGGUGCUGGAGCUGAUACUGCUGCUGCCACGUUGUCAUGGAUGAUCGUCAUUUUAUCCCAUCAUCAUGAUGUUCAAGAGAAAAUACAAGCAGAACUCGAUGCCUUUAUCCGAAAACAUAAUCGUCUCUCUACUUUUGAAGAGCGAGAUCAAAUCCCUUACACCAUUGCUGUACAAAAGGAAUGCAUCCGUUACAAGUCCAUCGGCUUCUUUGGCUUUCCUCAUAUGGCAAGUAGAGAUGUGGCGGUUCGUGAUUAUUUUAUUCCCAAAGGUACUAUAUUGUUAGGCAAUGUCAAUGGCAUGCAUAUGAAUCCUAAGGUUUACUCCGAUCCAGAAACAUUCAAACCUGAACGCUUUUUGAAUAACACUCGAACAAUGUCAUCUUCGGCAAAUGGCAAUAUCAAUCAACGUGAUCAUUUCGUAUUUGGAUGGGGAAGACGUCUUUGUCCUGGAAUUCAUUUGGCAGAAGUAGAAAUGUUUCAUAUCUUUGUUCGAAUUCUCGCAAACUCAACUAUCGCAGCUCCUUUGAAUGAUGAUGGCAAGGAAGUAGCUGUUGAUAUGGAUAUAACGGUGAAUAUCGGCCCUCUGAUUUUGCCUCAACCUUAUCAAGUUCGAUUUAUCCCCCGCACUGAUUCCCCUUUAAAAUAGAUAGUUUUAUCAUUCAAAUUCAAAUGAAAUAAAGAAUCCACUUCCUAUUUGU
This is a messenger RNA of Halteromyces radiatus, 1561 nucleotides long. Its product is annotated as cytochrome P450. The record is from RefSeq and is a predicted model, not a curated record. The transcript has 8 exons. Gene Ontology annotation, molecular function: monooxygenase activity; heme binding; iron ion binding. The coding region runs from base 1 to 1509 and encodes 502 amino acids. Lineage: Eukaryota; Fungi; Mucoromycota; Mucoromycetes; Mucorales; Cunninghamellaceae.